Messenger RNA from Rosa rugosa (rugosa rose), 7373 nucleotides. RefSeq names its product disease resistance protein RPV1-like. Gene Ontology annotation, molecular function: ADP binding. NCBI's taxonomy places the organism in Eukaryota, Viridiplantae, Streptophyta, Magnoliopsida, Rosales, Rosaceae. The record is from RefSeq and is a predicted model, not a curated record. Gene Ontology annotation, biological process: signal transduction; defense response. Bases 72 to 4505 code for a protein of 1477 amino acids. The transcript has 5 exons.
CAGAACGAGACGAACUCGUGUUCAUAAUCGAUCGUUUCUCUAGCUUUGAUCUUGUUGGUGUUUCUCUAAUAAUGGCCGCUUCUUCAUCUUCACCUUAUUCUGGUGGUCAUUGCAAGUAUGAUGUCUUCCUCAGUUUUCGAGGGGAGGACACUCGCAAAAACUUCGUUUGCCAUCUUUACAAAGCUCUGGAACAGAAAGCAAUCCACACCUUCAUCGAUUCUGAAGAGCUCGAAAAAGGCAACAAAAUUUCCGAGUUACUGAAUGCUGUUGACGAAUCGAGGAUUUCGGUUGUAGUUUUAUCUCAAAACUACGCCACUUCCACUUGGUGCUUAAAAGAGCUCGUCAAAAUCAUGGAAUGCGAGGAUAAGAAGCAGCAGAUUGUAGUGCCCAUUUUCUAUGAAGUAGAUCCCUCCGAUAUUCGAAAAUUGAAGAAAAUGUUUGGGGAAGCUUUUGCGAAACAUGAGCAAAAUCCUAACCUCGACAAGGAAGUAUUGGAGACCUGGAAAACUGCACUAAAAGGAAUCACGGAUCUGUCUGGCUGGGAUUCGCGACAGUAUAAGGAUGACAUCGAGCUUAUUGAGAAAAUUGUAGGAGACAUAUUAGAAAAAUGGAUUCACAUCCCCCGACCAUCCAGUCUAGCGGACAACUUGGUUGGAAUGGAUCAUCACAUUAAGGAAGUGAGUUUGCGGUUGUGUCGUGGGAAGAAUGAUGUUGGUGUUGUUGGAAUAUGGGGUAUGGGUGGUAUAGGCAAAACAACCAUAGCUAGAGCUGUUUAUGACAAAAUCGCUCACCAAUUUGAACACAAGGGUUUUUUUUAUAAUGUGAAAGAACGUUUUCGGAAGAAGGAUGAAGCACAAAUGCGGGGAGAACUUCUAUCUAUGAUCUUGAAGGGGAAUGAGCAGAGUGUAGACAUUUUCAAUCAAGGUUCCAAUGCGAUACUGGAAAGGCUGGGUAAGAAAAAAGUUCUAGUUGUUCUUGAUGAUGUGGAAACGUUUUCCCAAAUUGAAGCCUUACUUGGAGAUUUUUAUUCAUUUGGUGUUGGAAGUAGAAUCCUUGUAACAACUAGAGAUAAGGAAUCAGUACUAGCUGGAGUUUAUGAGACAUAUGAGCCCAGGUGUUUAGAUGAUAAUGAAUCUCGUGAACUCUUUCUGAAGCAUGCCUUCAGAAAAAACCAACUCAGUCAAGAGUGUAGUGAUCUCUUAGAGCGAGCCAUAGAAUAUGCUCGGGGUCUUCCUUUAGCACUUAAAGUCUUGGGAGCUUCUCUUUGUGACAAAAAUAUACACCAGUGGAAACAGCGGUUAGAGAAAAUCAAUGAAAUCCCGCAAAGGAAGAUUCUGGAUGUGCUUAGAACAAGCCUUGAGGGACUAGACCAUCAAGAGAAAGCCAUAUUUCUAGAUAUUGCAUGUCUUUUUAGAGGAUUGAGAAAAAAAUUUGUCGCAGAAUUAUUAGAAAGUUUGGGCUUCUGUGCCCUCGAUGGAUUAAGCGUUCUAGAGGACAGAGCACUCAUAACUGAAAGAUUUUGGAGACUCGACAUGCAUGAUUUACUACAAGAAAUGGGUAGAGGAAUUGUCCGCCUAGAAUCUCCUUUAGAUCCUGGGAAGCGCAGUAGGUUGUGGAGUUGUGAUGAUGUUAAUCGUGUAUUGACUCAAAAUACGGCGACGGAUGCAGUUGAAUGCUUAAAAUUAGACUUGUCGAACUCACAAGUCGACCUAUGCAUACAUACUGGAGCUUUUAUUAGAAUGACGAAGCUAAGACUACUCAUGAUUUAUUAUUCAUUCUUCAGUGCAUCUAAUCACCUCGAUUAUUUCGACGUCGACGAUGACGAUGACGACUGUGACUGUGACUGUGACGGUAGUGAUGACUUUUACGAAUACGAUUACGGUGACUGUGACUGUGACGGUGACGGUGAAUACUAUUUUCAAUUUUUUAGAAGCUAUGAGCGUUUAUGUCCUAUUGGUGGUAAACAACUCUGGAUGGGGGACUUGGAGUGUCUUUCUCAAGAAUUGAGGUUUCUCGUAUGGCAUGGAUGCCCACUAAAGUCUUUGCCAUCAACCUUUAACCCGACGAAUCUUGUUCAACUUGACAUGCGUGUUAGUCACAUUCAACAACUUUGGGAAGGAAUCAAGUCUGGUUGUUCAAAUCUUGAAACGUUUCCAGAGAUUUUAGAGGUUCUGACAAAGCUAAAAUGGCUUUAUUUAGAUGGGACUGCAAUUAAAGAACUUUCGUCAUCUAUUAACAAUCUCACUGGGCUUCGUGUUUUAAAUCUCAAGAAUUGCACAAAACUUAAGACUCUACCAACCAGCAUUCAUAUGCGUUCUCUUCAGACCCUUUUCCUUAAUGGCUGCUCAAAUCUUGGAAAGUUUCCGGAGUUUUCAGGCAUGGAGGAGCUAUCAGAGCUUCUUUUAGAUGAGACUGCAAUUAAAGGACUGCCAUCAUCAAUUAAUCUGCUUCCGUGGAUUAGAAAGUUGAGUAUGAGGAACUGCAAAAGCCUUGUCUUUCUUCCCGACAGUAUCUGUAAUUUGGCAUACCUUACACAUUUGGAUCUGCAGGGUUGCACAAAACUUAAGACUCUACCAACCAGCAUUCAUAUGCGUUCUCUUCAGACCCUUUUCCUUAAUGGCUGCUCAAAUCUUGGAAAGUUUCCAGAGAUUUCAGGAAGCAUGAACAAGCUAUCAGAGUUUCUUUUAGAUGAGACUGCAAUUAAAGGACUGCCAUCAUCAAUUAAUCUGCUUCCGGGGAUUAGAAAGUUGAGUAUGAGGAACUGCAAAAGCCUUGUCUUUCUUCCCGACAGUAUCUGUAAUUUGGCAUACCUUACACAUUUGGAUCUGCAGGGUUGCACAGAACUUAAGACUCUACCGACCAGCAUUCAUAUGCGUUCUCUUCAGACCCUUUUCCUUAAUGGCUGCUCAAAUCUUGGAAAGUUUCCGGAGAUUUCAGGAAGCAUGAACAAGCUAUCAGAGUUUCUUUUAGAUGAGACUGCAAUUAAAGGACUGCCAUCAUCAAUUAAUCUGCUUCCGGGGAUUAGAAAGUUGAGUAUGAGGAACUGCAAAAGCCUUGUCUUUCUUCUCGACAGUAUCUGUAAUUUGGCAUACCUUACACAUUUGGAUCUGCAGGGUUGCACAGAACUUAAGACUCUACCAACCAGCAUUCAUAUGCGUUCUCUUCAGACCCUUUUCCUUAAUGGCUGCUCAAAUCUUGGAAAGUUUCCGGAGAUUUCAGGAAGCAUGAACAAGCUAUCAGAGUUUCUUUUAGAUGAGACUGCAAUUAAAGGACUGCCCUCAUCAAUUAAACUGCUUCCGGGGAUUAAAAAGUUGAGUAUGAGGAACUGCAAAAGCCUUGAAUCUCUUCCCGACAGUAUAUGUAAUUGGGCGCUAACACGUCUGGAUCUCACAGGUUGCACAGAACUUAAGACUCUACCAACCAGCAUUGAUAUGAGUUGUCUUCUGACCCUUAAGCUCGAUGGCUGCUCAAGUCUUGAUAAGUUUCCAGAGAUGUCAGGAAUCAUGAAUGAGCAACCAAAGCUUCCUUUAGAUGAGACCGCAAUUAAAGGACUGCCCUCAUCAAUCAAAGAACACUGUAGUUACUCUGCUCUGCGACAUCUUGGUUUAAGUGACUGCAAUCUGUUGGAGUUAUCGGAUGGUAUUAGUCAUUUGUCUUCAUUGAGAACAUUAAAGAUGUGCAGAACCAACUUGGAGAGCUUACCUGUGACAAUGAAUCGACUUUGUUGUUUAACGCAUCUUGAACUGGAAGCUUGCAAGAGGCUGAAAUCAAUACCAGAACUUUCAUCGAGUAUAAAUUACAUAGAUGCACAUGAGUGCACAGCUUUGGAAACAGUUUCAAAGCCAAAGCCUCUGCACCGUGGGAAUAAUUUCUUUACAUUUUCUAAUUGCCUCCAGCUGGUACAAACAAAUCUAUUCAGAGAUAUUGUGGAAAAAUAUGCGGAUUUUCAGGAUAACUACCGGCAACCUCUUCAGUUGAAAAUGUGUCUUCCUGGAAGUGAAGUUCCCGAUUGGUUCACCCAUCGGAGUAGGGGAUUUUCAGUAAGUGUGCCGCUACCGGCAAAUUGGUUGGACUGCAGCUUUUUGGGAUUCGCUAUUUGCGCUGUUCUAAAAUACCAGGACGUUCAUCAUUAUACAUCUCCUUUAUCGGCUACUUGUUUAUGUACCUUCAAAGGAAGAAGUGAUGAGUGUAGUUUCAGUUUUGAUUUGCUCGAUUCGGUGUUCAGAAUUGAUAGAAUCCUUCAGUCAGAUCACAUAUUCCAGGGAUAUGUGUCGUGGUCUGACUGUCACUUGAUCCCAGAAGGUAAGCGGGUCAAUGAAACCUACACUGAGGCCACAUUUCAGAUUGUAGUAGAAAGUGAAUUUACAACAGAACAACACCGCAUCACAAGCAGUGGAGUUCGUUUCGUUUAUGGCCCAAGUUCAUGUGGACAGUUGUGGGACUGGAUUUCCUUCUAUAACACCUGUGAAAUGAGAAACGAAGAAACACAGGGUGGAAAUCACUGAAAUUUCGAUGGAGGUAGAGUCGUUGGAGUCAGGGGAGGGGAUAGACACCUCCCACACACUGCAGCUGCUACUAGAACAACCGAGAGAGAGAGAAGGAGAGAGAUACAAUGGAGAUGACGAAGCAUGAGGAGGGGUGCUCGGGAGGGGUAUCGGGUUCCUUGUGCUGCUGCUUGUUGUUGGAUGGUUGCAUUAUGUUUGUUUGAACCCAAAAUAACAUUUUUUCCUGAUAAGGGGGAUUCGAGAGAAAUCGGGCCAAUAUCCGUGGCCCAACCUGUAUAUUUUCGGCAAGUUCGAAAUAUAUUAUUUAGAGGUUAAAUAAAGUCUGCUUAGAGGCCAAGUAAUCGUGAAGCAAAUCUGGAUACUCAUUGAUUUAUUAUUAAUUACCAAUGUAUUUGAUAGUUAAUGGUAAUUUGUUUGCUUGAUUGUCAAGACUGUGCAAAACGGGAAGAUAAAAUAGAUGGCUGAGAUUACUCGAGCCAUAUAAGGUAAUUAUCAAGGCCCCACAUGUAUCUCUAUCAAGGUCACAAACGCGAGCAGAUUGGGUUGAUCAAUCAAGGAAUGAUACAAUUACCCUUCACUAGCCUUCACAAUCAGCAAUUAAUGGCAUGCACGUACAGUAUAUACUACCAUGCAAUCAUGAUGGAACAUAUAUGUAUAUGAUAUAUAUGAUGUGGUGGCUCAUGCAUGAUUUAAUUAAGGAAGGGAUAUGGUGGACACAUGAAGCAUGACACAAGAAACAAGGAAUAUAUAUAUAUACAAGUUAAGCUGCAUGGCUCAGUGGGCUAUAUAUGAACAUAUAUAAUUGCAUGCCGCGACCUACAGAGUGCCCGCGAAGAGAUAUAUUUGCAAUUAAUGCAUAUCAAGUCAGUUCGCAUCAGAGAAGAUUACGUCUAAGACUCCAAGAGGCAAUUAAUCUUUGCCUAUAUUCCAGCCAUGUACAAAGUCAAUCUUUUAAUUGCUUACGAUAGUUAUCAAAACUAUUAAGAGUUUUGAUUUGAUUCAAGGUCAAUAACUGUGGCCUAAAAUAUAGUAUUUCAUUCCUAUUAUGAAGGUGAAUCUACAGCAAGCAGCCUAUAUAUAGAGGCUAAAGACGAUACAGAAGGACACACAACUCUUCAAUCAAUCUCUACGAUUGCCCAAGUCUCCCCGGAGCAGCCUCUCUUACCGGUGACCACACUACAGUCCCAGUCUCUUCAAGAGCUGACUGUCAGUGCCACCAAACCAACCUGGCGACCGUACUUCCAGUCCCAGUCUCCCCAGGAGCCGACUGCCAGUACCACUUCCACCGAUACUACCAGCGAAGCAAGGGUAACGCCCUCGCAACCCAACGAAGCUAAAGUCACGCUUUAGCAAACUCCCAACUUCCCAGUGAUUGCUCUACUUAAUCUACAACACUAAGUAUCGAUUUGGUGAACGCAAGAGACCACAACUAAAGCCCUUACCAGUAAGGCAAAAAGUCCUUUUCCGGAAGGCAUAGAAAAGAACCUUGUGACGAGGUUGGUGCUCUCCUCGUCCACAUCGUUUGAGAAGAAGUCAGGUCAAGGGACGCCCCGACGACUGCACCCCACGGUGCUGGCACGCUCGCGCAUUCAAAAGAGACAGUUUGUACCAGACUGAUUUUGGGAGCCAAACAUUUUGGCACGCCCAGUGGGACUAAACUAGAGUCUUUUUGUAUUCACCAGCAUUGGGAUGCCAGGGGAAAAUCUUUACCAAAAGAGAUGAUGGCCGAUAGUACCACGGUGGACGACGAGUUCGCUUUGCUCCCCAUCCCGAAGGAUGCAAGCUUUGAAGACAAGAUGGCCAUCCUGAAUAUCAAUAACGAUAGGCUGUGGGAGAAAUGGCUCGCAAAAAUAGAGCAGAGCACUCGAAAACUUACCCAAUGGAUAGAGCAGGAUGCCCGCGAAACCGGAGAGCAGAUAAAGCGAUUUGCAUCGGAAUUCGCAAAUUCGAGCAAAGAAUGGUCCAAAGUGGCUAUUCAAGUCAGUUCACAUCAAGGCGAAUUGGAACGUCAAGAAGCUGCUCGCGAAGAGGUUGUUUCUGAGACUGAAUUGCCUAUAGGUGGCAAUCAAUCCAAGGGUCUCACUGGUGAAUCACAGCCUGACACAGAGGCUGUGCAUGGAGAAGAAGGUCCACAAGAUUGUUCUUCUGACAAUAAAAUUGUCUCUGAACAAAUACUUAAUUUCUCCACUGACUCAGCCAAAUAUGUGGCUACUGAUCAGAUGCAUGGGGGCAAGAUAUUGCCCAGAUUCACCCCCUUGAUAACCAAAAGCAAGUGCAUAAUCAAUUUAAUUAUGACUGCUACUGGACGUCAUAAUCAUGCAAAGGGUCAAAAGCAUGAUUCACUUAAUUAUCAAUUGAGGCAUGGCCCGCCUUACUAUCAUCAAUUAAGCUUUGGCCAUGCUACUGGACGUCAUGGUGAAGGUGGCCACAAUCAUGGCCAACUUAAUUAUCAAUUAAGUUGUGGUCUAGAGAAGCCAAUAUGUGGCUUUAUUAAUCAAUUCUACUUUAAUUUCUUCAUAUAUGCUUUCAGGCCAAGCGGUGGCUUUGAUAUAUGUGGGAGAUACAUCUGCAACCCACCUUGCAAGAAUGGCCAGAAUAAUUAUUCUAGUGGCCAAUUUGUUCUUCGCGACUGCAAAUUUGAGUAUCAUCAAUACAAAUUAACUCUUGUUUACAAUUAUCAAGCUCCAAAUUUCUUGCAAAAGAAAUUUGCCUAUGAUGAUACCAGACAGUCCAUAGAGGCGUCUCAAUAUGAUGCCUGGAAAGAAAAUGGAGGCAAACAAAUAUGUGGUAUGCCUAUUUUUGAAGAGGAGAUCAAUUCACCACUCUUUGGUGAUUCUAAAUAUGAUCUCAACAUGGAGCCAAUCUAUG